GGCGGCGGCGGCGGCAUUGUGCGCGCACCAGCAGCCCGGCCCGGGAGGAGCAGGACGCGCCGGGGCCGCCUCCUCCCGCACGGACCCAUGAACCAGCCGGGCGGCGCGGCGGCUCCGCAGGCUGACGGAGCCAGUGCAGCUGGAAGGAAAAGCACCGCGAGCAGGGAGCGCUUGAAGCGCAGCCAGAAGAGCACCAAGGUGGAGGGACCAGAGCCCGCACCGGCCGAGGCCUCGCUGAGUGCCGAGCAGGGAACAAUGACGGAGGUGAAGGUGAAGACAGAGCUCCCUGAUGACUACAUCCAGGAGGUGAUCUGGCAGGGGGAGGCCAAGGAGGAGAAGAAGGCGGUCAGCAAGGAUGGCACAGGUGAUGUGCCGGCUGAGAUCUGCGUGGUGAUCGGUGGUGUCCGCAACCAGCAGACCCUUGGAUCCUACGAGUGUGGAAUCUGUGGCAAGAAGUACAAGUAUUACAACUGUUUCCAGACCCACGUACGGGCACACCGAGACACCGAAGCCACCUCAGGGGAGGGAGCCUCCCAAGGCAACAAUUUCAGGUACACGUGUGACAUCUGUGGGAAAAAGUAUAAGUACUACAGCUGUUUCCAGGAGCACCGGGACCUGCACGCUGUGGAUGUGUUUAGUGUGGAAGGGGCCCCCGAGAAUCGGGCAGACCCCUUCGACCAAGGUGUUGUGGCCACUGACGAGGUGAAGGAGGAACCCCCGGAACCAUUCCAGAAAAUCGGGCCAAUGAACAAUAUUACAUCAGAAAUUUUUAAGAAGAAAGAAGUUAGGCAGUGCCAAAAGAGAGAAACUGGCAAUUACACCUGUGAAUUCUGCGGAAAGCAGUACAAGUACUACACACCCUACCAGGAGCACGUGGCCUUACACGCCCCCAUCAGUACUGCCCCCGGGUGGGAGCCACCGGACGAUCCAGACACGGGCUCUGAGUGUUCGCAUCCGGAGGUCUCCCCGUCUCCACGCUUCGUGGCAGCGAAGACCCAGACGAACCAGUCGGGGAAAAAGGCUCCGGCCUCCGUGGUCCGAUGCGCCACCCUCUUACACCGCACCCCUCCAGCCACCCAAACCCAGACGUUCCGCACUCCAAACUCGGGAUCUCCAGCAAGCAAGGCGACCGCAGCAGAAAGCGCUUUCAGUCGGAGAGUAGAAGGCAAAGCACAAAACCACUUUGAGGAGACAAAUAGCAGUUCCCAAAACUCCAGCGAAACUGCAAGUCCCCUGAUUUCCAAUCCUUUCCCUCUCCUACAGAAACCGUACACCUGCGGCGCCUGUGGGAUCCAGUUCCAGUUCUACAACAAUCUGCUGGAGCACAUGCAGUCCCAUGCAGCGGACAACGAGAACAACAUUGCCUCCAACCAGUCCCGAUCGCCGCCUGCUGUUGUGGAAGAGAAGUGGAAACCCCAAGCCCAGAGGAACAGUGCCAACAACACCAUGACCAGUGGUUUAACACCCAACAGCAUGAUCCCCGAGAAGGAGCGGCAGAAUAUCGCAGAGCGGCUGCUGAGGGUCAUGUGCGCCGACCUGGGCGCGCUGAGCGUGGUGAGUGGGAAGGAGUUCCUGAAACUGGCCCAGACGCUGGUGGACAGCGGCGCCCGCUACGGGGCCUUCUCCGUCACGGAGAUCCUGGGCAACUUCAACACACUGGCGCUGAAGCACCUGCCGCGCAUGUACAACCAGGUGAAGGUGAAGGUGACGUGUGCCUUGGGCAGCAACGCCUGUCUGGGUAUCGGUGUCACCUGCCACUCGCAGAGCGUCGGCCCCGACUCGUGCUACAUCCUCACGGCCUACCAAGCCGAGGGCAACCACAUCAAGAGCUACGUGCUGGGCGUGAAGGGUGCGGACAUCCGCGACAGCGGCGACCUGGUGCACCACUGGGUGCAGAACGUGCUGUCGGAGUUCGUGAUGUCGGAGAUCAGGACCGUGUACGUGACGGACUGCCGGGUGAGCGCGUCGGCCUUCUCCAAGGCCGGCAUGUGCCUUCGCUGCUCAGCCUGUGCCUUGAACUCGGUGGUGCAGAGCGUGCUGAGCAAGCGGACGCUGCAGGCCCGCAGCAUGCACGAGGUCAUCGAGCUGCUCAACGUGUGUGAGGACCUGGCGGGCUCCACGGGCCUGGCCAAGGAGACCUUCGGCUCGCUGGAGGAGACCUCGCCGCCGCCCUGCUGGAACUCGGUCACGGACUCGCUGCUGCUGGUGCACGAGCGCUACGAGCAGAUCUGUGAGUUCUACAGCCGCGCCAAGAAGAUGAACCUCAUCCAGAGCCUCAACAAGCACCUGCUCAGCAAUCUGGCGGCCAUCCUGACGCCCGUCAAGCAGGCGGUCAUCGAGCUGAGCAAUGAGAGCCAGCCCACCCUGCAGCUGGUGCUGCCUACCUACGUCAGGCUGGAGAAGCUGUUCACGGCCAAGGCCAACGACGCGGGCACCGUCAGCAAGCUGUGCCACCUUUUCCUGGAGGCCCUCAAGGAGAACUUCAAGGUGCACCCGGCACAUAAGGUGGCCAUGAUCCUGGACCCGCAGCAGAAGCUGCGGCCUGUGCCGCCCUACCAGCACGAGGAGAUCAUCGGCAAGGUGUGUGAGCUCAUCAACGAGGUGAAGGAGUCCUGGACCGAGGAGGCUGACUUCGAGCCCGCCGCCAAGAAGCCCCGCUCCGCCACGGGCGAGCACCCCGCAGCUCAGGAAGACGAUCGGCUCGGGAAGAACGAAGUGUACGAUUACCUGCAGGAGCCCCUCUUCCAGGCUACCCCUGAUCUCUUCCAGUACUGGUCGUGCGUUACCCAAAAGCACACGAAACUCGCCAAGCUGGCCUUCUGGCUGCUCGCGGUUCCGGCCGUGGGGGCCAGGAGCGGGUGUGUAAAUAUGUGUGAGCAAGCCCUUCUGAUCAAAAGGAGGCGGCUGCUCAGUCCAGAAGAUAUGAACAAACUCAUGUUUCUGAAAUCCAACAUGCUUUAAGACUUCGGAACGGUAAGAAGGAAGAAAAGAAAGAGAAAGAGAAGAGAAACAUUAGGAAAAAAAACCACACACACACACAACACUGUCGCAAACAAAGAAAAAGGAAUUUAAGUUCUAAACACUGUGGACCUCAUUAUAAAUGCCCCCCCUGGAAACUUAAGUGCUUUUUCAGUGUGUGUGUGCAUGUGGCGUGCGGACGCGUCCAGGCGUGUGUGCCGUGGGUGUGCGGUGCAGGGGCCCUGUGCCCGCCCGCGUGGCCCCCGCAGCCUCGCGCACGCAUGCACACACACACACAGCCCUGGUGCGUGUGCACACGCCAGCUCGUGGGCGCCUGUGCAUUGAACUGGGUGUGUCAGGAAAGCUGAGUGGGGAAGAGGGAAGACACUUCACCUCCUUUUCUCAGUGAGGGGGCUUAAAAGACUCCGUUUUCAGGUGUGCAGAUUGGUAGAAAGCUGAUGUAAAACGUUCAGGCAGCUGAGAUCUGAAGUGACUUGAUGCUCUCUGUCCUUGACCCCGUGGCCGCCCCCCCCUUCUGCCCCCUCCAUCCCCCUCCCCCAAGCCCUCCUGACCCUCCCACACCCACCCUCUCCCCGGCUGCUCUGCCAUGGAUUCUCCAAACUGCAUCAGAUGGACCGUGUCUGCACUGGACUUUGUUCUCGUUCACCUUCAGGGCAUUGAGCUGUUGCCUCCGAGAUACCCUUGGGGGGGGUCCCGAGGCAGCCGCCUUAGAAACACACCUAUCUAUCUCCCCAGAUCAGGAAAGGAGACUUUAAGAAUAUAAAGCUGACUUUUGCUUUUUAAUAUAAGAUAGAAGAAAAAAAGACAUUUUUUAAAGAAGUAUAGAUACUGUCUCCACUCCUUAAUUUUCUUUCCUAACAUUUUAGCAGUUUUUACCUUUUUUUUUUUUUCUUCCAAAUUUGAUUUUAGACUCUGCUAGGAGGCACUGAAUGUCUAUAACUUAUGUUUUGGAGGUUUUGUUUUUUGUUUUUUUUUUUUUUUUCCAGUUGCCCUUUUUGUUCCUCAAAUCACACUGUAAACUAGCUCAUCUCAGUGGUAUCUUGAGUAUGCUAAGGUUUUUAUUAGCCCUCCCUGUACAGUCCCAUGUUCGUGUAUUCGAACAGCCAAGACCACAAACUUGGCUUUGCUGUUUGGAAACCAGGAGUGGGGCUGGAGACCAGGUUUCACAGAUGGGGGUUCGGCGGAAGCCAUAGGGAAGCAUGUGGCUUAGGAGUCCUGAAUGUGCGUGGAAGACGCGCCCUCCGGGUUCGCUGUGUCUGGCACCGCGAGUGUCUCACUUCUCUACCCAGAGUGCAUUACACUACUCGCCACGUCACUGACACGUGCAGCUCAGCGGGGACUCCCGAGUCCACCCGUGUUCACGUCUGUCGCGCCUCAGCCCCACGGCCCCUCCCCCCUCCCCGGGGCCCCAGGGGUUCCACUGGUGCCAUUGCUCACGGCCCUGGGGGUCCCCACGUGAGCCUCGGGCCUCCUUCCAGGACGGCAGUUGAGCGUGGUGCCUUGGGGGCCAAAUGGUGGCUGUCUUGAGGGUGGAGUGGCAUCAGGCCACAUUUAACUUGAGGCCGUGAAAACUCGCUUUUCUCUCCUGAGCAGCUUAGGUUCCACAUGCUCAGUCCAAAUGCCAAGAGCAUGGCCCCUUUGCCCCCGCAAGAGGUGGUUCUGUCAGGGUCAGCACUCCACCCCCACUCCCACCCCCAUGAGUCAUGUGCUGGUGGCCUCCUGGCCCCUCGGUGGCCGUGGCUGUGGGAUAGAUGGCUACACUGAGGGCUUCAGGCUAAGAAUGACCGCCAUCAUGGAGGGCUCUUUGCAAAGGCACGUUUCACCAUCUUGAGGGUUGACUAAGUCCACUCCAUCCCUUCCUGGUAAUAAAGCAUUACUUAGCAGUGAGAUACCUCGACUCCACAAAGCACUGUACAACAGCCCCCUCCCCGGGUCCGUAGCAGAUCGGAAAGUCAAGUUGGUUUAAAAACUCGAGAAGGCUUAGGAUCGUAGACCAGAACGGUGUCCCUGGGGGCCAGGCCUGCUCAUGUCGCCUCAUGAGCACUAACCCAGCUUCUCCCUCCGAGUCUUGGACAUACUGAAAUGCAUCAGAAUGGGCCGUUCGCACCGACGCUCCAGCACGCGGUGGUCUCAGGAACCAGUGUGCCGUUGCCUCUCCUGGAGAAGUUCUAGGUAUUUCCCCCACAUUUCCAGCCGGGGUCACACCACCAGAAGAGCCUCCAUCUGCACUGGACAGUCACCUCAUGUCACUUUCUAGAGAGCGUGGGAGCAUCAACGAACAUUUUGAUCCGACCUUUGGGGACAUUCCAGAAGGCUGCAGGGCUGCUGAGGGACAGGUGCCCGCGGCAAAAGGCCCCUCCAGUUGUGCUUUGCUGCUGGGGAAGGGUCCACGACUUGGCACUUUCCACCCCACAGGGAGGACCAGAGCUGCUCACCUUGUGCGGCUGGUGGGAGCAGAGCCUUGGAGUCCAUCGUCCCUCUACUGAGAGCAGAGCUGUUCUGCGUUGCCCCAUUUUCGGGCCAGACAUUUCACUUUGUCACAAAGCCAUCAGAGACCGAGCCCAGGUCCGCAUUCUCUUUGGAACCCGGGGCUGCCCUCCAGAAUGAAAGUCUGCGUAAGUCUAGUUAACUACAUUCUAGGUGUCGUAUGUGUCACCCCUGUUCUGUUCUUCCUUCCCGCCUCCGUUCAACCCUUCGAGCUUGGCUCACUCUGCAGGGUUAAGACAGAUGCCGCUAGGCGCUCUGAAGGCUGUCUCCGUCCUGGGGCUGCCUCAUCCAGAUCCGGUAACAAGGUGGCAGGUAGUUCUUUGCCUCUCGCAGCUGCUGGCUCCCCCCGAAACUGGUGUCACCAACAGGAAAGGCUGUAUCAGGGUGCCCCUUCGGUCUGCUUCCUCACACAGGCAGGUCCCAUAGUGCAAAUCUUGCUGCAGCGAACAGCUUCGGAAAACCCAAAGAUCUGACAGAUCCAGCCCCUGGCCCCUCAUUUCCAGCAAUAUCCACCUAUCCAAAUCCUAGUUUAGCCAAAGGAUUGAGGUGGACUCUUUCAGUUCAUCUCCCUGGACCUCCCCUGGCACUGACCUUGAGAAAGAUUUUUGUCUUCUGCUCGCCCUGGUCUGUGACCACUAUGGGACUCUCCCCCACAGGCCCUCGGUUGCUGGCAGGCCAGGAAAUAGGGCCAUUUCUGUCAUGUUCUCGGCAGCUCAGUGUGGUCUUCUGCUGACUUGGACACAACUUGCCUCAAGCCAUGUGAUUCCCAGGACAGACGUGGUCCUGUUUGACAUACGUGGCCCCCAGAGGGGAGGUGGAGAGAGCGCACCUCCGUCCUGCAGGGUGUUCCCCCCUCAUCGGACGCCCACGCCAAGGACUGCAGCCUCGUGAGUGGUCGAUCUGAGUAGCCUGGGCAUGGAUGCUCCUGUCCCAACACCGGUCUCCCUCCCUGUGCCUAGACCCACCGGGCAGGCCUCAGAUGGUGGUUAGAAACUAGGAAACAAAAUGGAAGGGCCACCCGAGCAAAGCUGCUGCCGGAUCCCCGAGCAGGUGCCACCAACCCACCUGACAGCCUCGGGCUUGGUGUUCGGGGAAUGGCUGUCCGUGGGAAAAGGGUACAGAGGUUUCCUGGAGAGGAGAGAACGGUCUGAGGAAGGACUUUCUUUUUACACGUCCGUAAGCCGGCGAGUGUUCUCCCCUUGAGCUCCCUCCUUUAUUUCCUGCACUUUGAAGAAACACCAGGGAAGAACUCUGCGAGGCGUGUUUUCCACUGUGAAGCCAAACCUCUGCCUUUGGGAGUCCCCUGUGCUCGCCCGAGGCCACCUGCUUUGGCCCGGACUCGGACUCGACUCCCCGGCGAGGGGGCACCCGGAGAGCCGUCGGGUACAGCACGCACUCUCGGGGCCCACACGUUCCCCGGAAAGGUUGAAAUGAAGCUGGGUUGCGGAUGGAGGAGGGAGGCCCUGUGAACGGCAGCCCUGAAGGGGACGGUGCCUGGAUGCCGUGGUCACGGUGGACGUGCUCGCAGGGACGGGAAGAGGAGGUGCACGGGCAUGGCGGGCGGCCACCUCCUGCCCCGUUGAGCUGGGGUGAGUUCAUAGCUUUGCCCUCAGCCCUGAGAACGUGGGUGGCAGCGCUCGUUUGCCUGGGAUGUACCUGAUGGGGAGCUGCUAGAAAGGCUGCUGGCUUAGAACAGAGAGGCCGAGUUACGGCUCGGGCUGUGCCCUGGAGACGGGAGGCGGGGGGGCUCCUGUCUCAGCCCUGCCAGCGCCACCCCGGCCCCCGUGUCCCGCGGCCUGCCCCUCUCUCCACUGUGGCUAAUGUUUGCUAGGCCAGUUAUGGUGAACCAAUGAUAAGAGUGGUGUUUUCCUCUUACGUUUCCCUCCUCGGUUCCCCUGUUCGGGGCUUUCUGCAGGUUUUGUCGUCGUCUUGUUUCUCUUCCUCUCUCAUCUGGGUUUGGGGAUCGUGGUCAGUAGAGGCCUGCCUUUUCCCUGGAGGGGCCCUGUGGCUUCUCUGUGAGGACACACGUCCCCACCGCCACCACAGGUGUCGCUUUCGAGAUCCAACUCCUGUACAGAGAAGGAUUUGCUAGGUCUGCAGUUGGGCGUCAGCAUCAGGACCCACGGGGGCCCUAUCCACCCGCGCGUCCCCACCGGGUACCUUGACUCUUCGAACCAAAGUUCCUUAAAGGGGCACAGCCCAGCCUUGUCCGCAACCUCAGGGGCCUGGGAUCCCUGUGGCGCUUCCUGAUGUCCAGGUCGGCAGAGACCGCGGGGUCUGAGACCAGCCGGAAGGAAGCCUCCUCCCACAACCCAGGUGCCAGCCGGUCCCCGCCUGGGGCCCUCACUCCCGCCCCGCCAGGGUGGCCGGGUUCCCAGGUGGUGAGCCAGCUCGUGGACUGGCGUGGGGCUGGGACUCGCCAGCCAGGAGAGACAGGACCCGCCGGUCAGCGCAUCCGGGGCCAUUCAGAUCCCAAGCAUCAGGAAAUCAUUUUGUACAACCACCUGAAGCAGAGAUAUUUUUUAAAAAGCGUAAAUUAUUUUCAGUUGUUUUCUGAUCCUACCUUUUUCUCCCCCCCUCCCCCCCCCCCCCCCCCCCACAAACUUCACAUCAGUGAUUCUUUCACAUCAGGUAAAUCUUGAGAAAGCCUUGGUACCCCUCCCUCCGCGUCCCGCUCAGUAACCACGUGCGUGCACCCCCCCAUCCUUUCUCAGUAGUUAAGACGUUCUAGGCAAUACCAUAGGCACAUCUGACUGUGUCUCUCUCUCCGAGUGCAAGAAACUCAAGUCAUCUUAAAAAAAAAAAAAAUACAAAAAAAAAUUUACAAAAAAAACAAACACAAAAAAAAUAUCUUUUUUAGGCCAGAGUUUUCUACAGGUAUUAAUGAAUAUUUUUCUUAAUCCUUAUAAGUUUUAUGUGUUUAAUAUUUCUUAAUACCGGUAGCAUUAAUUUAUACUUUUGUAGCAACACAAUAUUUUUAUAAACAGCCAGUGCUUGGCUCCAGUCUCCACGAGGGGUUUAUGCAGGGGCCAUCUUGGGGCCCUGUGUACCAUGUACUGUAUUUAAAAAGUUACCUAGUGUCACCCUUGCUGUGUUAAUUAACAAGACGUUGUUUGCGGUCUCCUGUGUCGUUGGUGUGGAUCCAACAGCUCUCCAAGGAGUCACGUUGCAUGGGGGUUGAGUUGACGGUUCUUGUGAUCUGUAAACCCCCGAGACCAAACUUGAGGGUUUAUUUAGGGUUUUCUGUUUGUCCUUUGGGUUUUUCCGUUUCACUUUGUUUUGGUACCGUAUCUCCAUUUAACAGCCAAAUCAGUUUCGUGAUGUUUAAAAACUUUUUCUGAUGUCAAAUGGAGGAAAGGAACAGAAAAAAAAAAAAAAAAAGAUUUUUACAGAGUAAUAAAAUUUAAAACUGAGCUGUUUAAAUGUUGCUGUUUUUACCUGUCUGUUCUUGUCCAAAAGUGGGACAUUCCCAGGAAGAAGAGGAAGGUUCCACUCGGUUCCUUAAAUCACCAAAAGCCCUAGCCCAGAAUUCACCCCCCACCCCCCGAAUUCUUGCAACAUUAUUUCCCAGUUGGUUGAUGCCAAGGCAAAAAGACAUCCUUUUAAUGGUUAGAGAGGAUCAGUUACUUAAAUGAUUUCAUGUCAGUGUUGUAUUUAUGGUUUUACAAUAAAACAACCUUU
Zalophus californianus (California sea lion) is the source of this 9147-nucleotide messenger RNA. RefSeq names its product zinc finger protein 618 (gene ZNF618). The coding region runs from base 88 to 2961 and encodes 957 amino acids. The record is from RefSeq and is a predicted model, not a curated record. NCBI's taxonomy places the organism in Eukaryota, Metazoa, Chordata, Mammalia, Carnivora, Otariidae. The transcript has 16 exons.